Hordeum vulgare subsp. vulgare (domesticated barley) is the source of this 1428-nucleotide messenger RNA. RefSeq names its product heterogeneous nuclear ribonucleoprotein 1-like. Gene Ontology annotation, molecular function: RNA binding. The coding region runs from base 134 to 1171 and encodes 345 amino acids. NCBI's taxonomy places the organism in Eukaryota, Viridiplantae, Streptophyta, Magnoliopsida, Poales, Poaceae. The transcript has 3 exons. The record is from RefSeq and is a predicted model, not a curated record.
AAACAAACAACCCUAGCCUUCCUUCCGCCUCGCCCACGCGCGCCUCGCCUCCGCCGCUUUUCUCUCCGCCCCGCGGAAACAGACUCGCCGCCUCCCCUCCCCUCCCCUCCCAUUGCCGCCCCCUCGCCUGCCGAUGGCGCUGGAGACGCGGAAGCUGUACGUCGGCGGCCUCCCGCCGUCGGCGCAGCAGGACGAACUCAAAGACCACUUCAGCCGCUACGGCGACGUUCUUUGCGUCCGCGUCGUGCGGGACUGGGAGACUGGCCAAGGCCGUGGGUUUGCUUUCGUUGAGUUCGCAGAUGAGGAGGGCGCGCGCGCCGCGCUUCAGGAGAAGGAGAAGGCCAAUCACGUCUUUGGCGACCGCACGGUGGAUGUUAAGCGAGCUCGAACCAGGCCAAUGCGGUAUCAAAAUGAGCAACCAUUCUACCAGCGCCCUUCACAUCAGAGCCCAAUGCAAAGCCCAAUUCACAACCAGUGGUACACACAAUCUUCUAGUAACAAUUCAUAUGCUGGUAAUGGUCAUAGAAGCAAUGAUGCAAAGAAAGUCUUUGUUGGUGGGCUAAGAGGUAACAUUACUAAAGAGCACCUCCAGAGCUAUUUUGAGAAGUUUGGAAACAUAACAGAUGUUGUCGUGAUACGUGAGGGGGGUACUCAAAGAUCACGAGGUUUUGGAUUCAUUACAUUUGAUUCUGAUGAGGCUAUGUCAAAGGUGUUGGAAAGUAAAUACCAUGAUUUGAAUGGAACAAAAGUUGAAACUAAGGUUGCCAUUCCUAAGGAUCAUAGUUACUACCAGGAAAGACAACAAUAUAGUCCAAUGACAUGGGAUGGUAACUAUCCUCCUAUUGGUUAUACUGGAGUAUACCCACCUCACAUGCAAUAUAUUAUUAAUAAUCAUUAUAUGAUGCCUGUGCCGCAAUAUAUGUGUUCACCGUCUGGAGAAUAUGGUUACAUCAUGAAUGGCGGAGGCCCCGUAGUAAGGCAAGGUCCACUCUAUACAGGCUAUGUAACGCCAAUUGGAUAUGGAUAUGGUGCUCAAGUUGUGGAUGCUAAAAGUGAUAGCAAAAUGAUUCAAGACAUAACAGAGGAACAAGUGGACUUACCUUCUACCAAUAAUAUUUCCAAGCAAGAAUCUUUGGGCAUAGAUGACCAGGCUACUGUUACAACAUUGUAACGAUGGACAGCAACUUGUUAUCUUAGAACUCAGCAACUGUGAAGACUUGAUGAAAUUCUUUGGUUGACAAUACAUCCGUGGAAUUCCUCCACUUACCCUUGCUCCUUUUGGACCUUGUGUACAUUGCAGCCAGCAAUAGACCUUCUCGUACCAUGUUUAAACUCUUAUGUUACUGUCGUUCCAUUUUGCGGUGACAAAACUUGUUUCGGAAUCGGUCUGGGUUACACAUGUUAUCUGUGCGUGGUUAUCUGUUAAAA